Messenger RNA from Mya arenaria, 8798 nucleotides. RefSeq names its product zinc finger and BTB domain-containing protein 41-like. The transcript is spliced from 7 exons. Gene Ontology annotation, molecular function: RNA polymerase II cis-regulatory region sequence-specific DNA binding; DNA-binding transcription factor activity; protein binding. NCBI's taxonomy places the organism in Eukaryota, Metazoa, Mollusca, Bivalvia, Myida, Myidae. Gene Ontology annotation, biological process: regulation of transcription by RNA polymerase II. The record is from RefSeq and is a predicted model, not a curated record. The coding region runs from base 47 to 3055 and encodes 1002 amino acids.
GGUUCAGGGGCUUUUGGCAUGAAUUUAACCAGCAGUUUGUCGGCGCAUGGCUGGGAUUUUACCGGAGGUUGGCUUGACCGAAGGUCAAAAUCCUUGCUAUUCCCACGUCCUGGGGAGAGCUGUGGUUACAAUAGGCUGUUACAGGAUGGAUCAUGGUCAAGUAAUAGUUGUUUCAAGCAUAACUCCUACAGAGCAAGAGAAUGUUUCCAUUGACUCUAGAACUUUUGCUCAGGUUUUCAGUCGUUUGAAAUGUUUCCGAGAGGUGGGAAAACUGUGUGAUGUCAGGAUCCAUGUCAAUGGUGAGGAGUCUUUCCUUGCACACGGGGCAGUGCUGGCCGCGUGGAGCUCACGACUUGCUGCAGAAAUUCUCGACAAACUGUCGAAUGCCAGCAGGUUUGACAUAGAAUUACAAUGUGAUAAAGCUGCUCUCUCCCAGUGCUUGGAUUACAUGUAUUCAGGGCACAUAACUCUGUCACAACAAAAUGUAACAAAAAUACUAACCUUAGCCAAAGUGCUCUCCCUUGAUUCACUUUGCUUGAAAUGUGAACAGUUCCUAAUCCAAGAGAUCAGAAUUGAUAAUUUCAUCGACAAAUAUUUCCUUGCUUUGAAAUUCAAACUACUGAAUCUGCAAGAAAAAGUUGCGGAGUUUGUGCAUAUGAAUAUAACGCUGGUAAUCGAAUGUGUGGCGUUGUUGAACCUCAGACCAGUAGAGCUGAAAGUCUUUAUAACAGAAGGCAAGAUGACGAACUUGAAACAGGAGGUCAAGUUUUCUCUCAUCAUAAGCUGGAUCGGAAUAAAUCUACCAGAAAGGGAAAGAUUCUUAUUAUAUCUCUUCAACCAGAUUUGUUGGAACGAAUCUGUUGCAGACUUGCUUAUGCAGAUAAGUUGUACUCAGAAUAUCUUCACUACCAAUGAGCUGUGUCUGUUUCAAUUGCUUGAGAGUUUCGUUACAGCAAAAGUCCGCCAUUUGGGUCCAUAUGAAACCAUUUACCCACGUCUGUCUAUAACCUACUCUCGCAUACUGAUUGAGCUUAAAAAUCCAAGAGAGUUUCUCGUUUCAGCUGAUCAUAUACUUAAAAUGCCGAGUGUUUUCAUCAGUUCGAAAGUUGGGGAGUUCAAUGGGAGUAAAAAAGUUGAAACUCAGGAUGUUGCAGUAAAUACUGAAGCUAUGUAUUCUGAUGAAAAUAUCAUCAAAAAUGAAAUUUUAGACAUUUCAAGUGAGAGAACAGAAUGUGAUACUGCAGUUGAUAUUGUAGUUGAAAAGAUAGGAGAUGGCAUAGCUAGUGCGGAAGCAAUCAAAUCUCCAAAUCAUAAGAAUAGAAGAAAGAGUUUACCAAGAAAACUACCUGCCAAUAGAAAAGAAAGUGAAAAGACAAAGGAAAAGAAGAGUAAAAAGUCGAGAAAAAACCAAAGCAAGGAGGGUAAAAAUAAAUCAGCAAGCAAAGUACAAAACACUGACAUUGAAGUAACUGACAAACUGGAGGAAGUAAAUGAUGAAGAAUCUGCACUUGUAAACAGUGAACAGCUGGAUGAUCUGGAAGAUGAUUAUGACGAUUACAAUGAUGACACUGAAGAUGAUAUGACUUUUGAAAUCAAUGAGAAAGAAGCUGUUAUCAAUCAAUCAGAUGUUAAAGCGGAUGUAAUAGGGGCAGUGAGUAUUUUUGACAAAGAUGCUGAAGACAAAGAAUUGAAUGAAGAGCCAUUUAAUAAUGAUAAGCCAUUCACCAAUGUUACAUCCAUACACUCAGGGAAAGGGAAACGUGGUCGACCAACAGGGACUAAAGGUCGACCAUCAGGCAUUAAAACGAGAAAGAGGGUAAAAGGGGGCCUUAAGUCUUUGAGAGAGUCAAUGAUGGAAAGGGAAGAUUGGCCAAGGAAACAACGGGCUCGUAAACCAAUAGACAAAAGUGCACCAAAAAUAGAGUGUUCGUAUGAAGCUUGUGCUUUUAUGUCUAGACGCCAGGACAUGCUAGAGAAACAUGUUGAACGUGUGCACCUGACAGACGCCAAAUUAGCUUGCCAUAAGUGUGAAUUUAAAACCAAUGAUAUGAAGUCCCUCUGUGAACACAUGAAGCACCACUAUACAGACGUGCCCUACAACUGUGAAUUCGGUGAAUGCUCACAUUCAUUUAUGCGAAUCGGCGUAUUUAUACGACAUGUUAUGACACACCUGGAUAUACGUCCAUAUGGCUGUGAUCUCUGCCCAAAGAAGUUUGUCACCUAUAACCAACUCUGCAAUCACAAAAAACUGCAUGAAGGGCGGAAGUUCGAGUGUGAUGUUUGUAACAAGACGUUUUCUACGAAGGGCGCCAUGCAGCAACAUCGAAUGAUCCAUUUUAGCAGCAAGCCUUAUCUGUGUGACACAUGUGGCUUUGCUACGAAACACCAGUCACAUCUCAUCUCUCACAGGAAGAUACACACAGGUGACGUGUUCAGGUGCACGUACCCAGAUUGCCAAUAUUCCACACCAAAACAAGGCCACAUGACUCAACACUUGAAUUCACACUACAACAUUCGAAACCACAUCUGUCAGGUAUGCGGCAAAUCAUUUGUGGUUAGAGGAAAAUUGCUUCGACAUGAGAGAAUCCAUUUGAAAGAUAAACUCUACAAGUGUAAACAGUGUGACUAUCAGACAUCUCGUACUGACCGCAUGAAAUUGCAUAUCGAAAGUCAUGGUAUAAAGUUCCGACGGAAAAAGUUUAAUAUUCCAAAAGUAGAAGAGGACGAACUCUCAGAAGGAAUCGACUACCAUCAGUUUUAUGAGCGUAUACAACAAAGUGAUGCCAAAUUGUUGCAGCAGGAUUCAGACACCAACGUGGGAUCAUACACUGUGUCCAGCAUUCCAUUUAUGACCAUGACAGAUCUGAAAGUCAAUGAUGUGAUAAGUCUUGCAGCAAGUACGACAAUUUUGACAGACACUUUUCCAUCGUCGCGAUUACCCAUGGAUCCCCUCAGUGCAGCAGCCGCGGCAGCAAAUAUUGACGGUAACGCACAUGGACUUGACUAUAGUCACAGCUAUGAGAGGCUCCAAGCUGCCUCUUUUGAUCACCUGUAAUUUAUACAUUGGUUCUUGUUAAAAAGGUACAACUACAGAUAAACACAAAUGUAUCACAUAUUAAUUCUCUGGGGUUGUUUUUUUUUCAUCAUAUUUUAAGAUGUGUAACUUUUGUUACUUGUUUACCAAUUAUCACUUUGUGUUCAAAAAUGAUUGUAUUGUGAAUGCAUGUAUCUUUUUGCUAGUUAGCGCAUACAAAUGAAUUUAAAAGUAAAUAUGUUUAUUAGGCAAAGCCAUGCCCAAUUGAUUCUUUGUUUAGCCACUAGUUUAUAUUUCAAUACAUACCUACCAGGCAGUAAAAUACUAACAAAUGUCCAGAAGAAAAAAGCAUAACUCAUUAUUUUAAAUUCAAGCUCUUAAAGAUGCAUACACACUGCAGGUGCGGGGUUAAGUAACAAAGCAUUAAAAAAACUUGGAAGACAAAACUUUACAUAUGCAAGUUGAUAAAUAACUAAAGCUAGAUAUUUUAAUGGUUUAUAGAAUUGAAUUUUAAACUUGUUUUAUUUCUAUUUAAGCUUUGUUAAUGCAGUUUUAUUUACCUUAUUUAGAUUUUUAAAUCUGUUUGUUUUUUGGGUCUGUUUUUUUACUCCAAGAUUCAAAAGCUACUUAAACGAAAUGACACCAAACAUUUGCCCGACCAAAUUGAUCGGUUAAGAAUUGACCAAUCAGUACAUUAGCAGCCAAUUGUAAAACACCUUGGUAAAAUGUCCAAAUGUUAACUUUAUGGCUAGUUUGCACAAUUAAAUGAUUUGAUUGGUUGAUAGUUAUUGUUGGAUAAAAAGUGACUACUCAAAAACACUUUGGCUUAUUUUAACCGCACCAAAGAGUUAACCAAUUUUGAACAAUUGGCUGUUUACUUAAUGUAAAACAUGAUAACCAGUUUAAGAUUCUCAAAUGAUGGCCGCUCUCAGAUUUAUCUACCACUGAUCUGGAAGAUGUCUUAUUAUAAUUGUUUAAUCAGACUGUACGUGUAAAUAUGUACGUAAAUAUGAAUAUAUAUAUAUAUAUAUAUAUAUAUAUAUAUAUGUGCCAUAGUUGGUUAUCAACCAAAAUAAGUAUAUAUAUUUUUCAAAGCUCUCUUUUAAAAGUAUUUAAAACUGCACUCUCACAGAUCAAACGUUUUGAAAACUUUUUUAUUUUUUGUCUUGGAACGAGCCAAUUUUUUUGCGAAAAUCCAUGGAAACCAAUUAUAUUAGACUGCUGACAAAAAAUUAGAUCAAUAAUUUUUAUAUUUAAGUUCAAAAAUUGAUGUUUUAUGCAUUUUUCUUAAACCGUUAAUAACGGUUUAAGCCAUAAAACAUUACUUUUUGAAAAGUAAAUAUGAAAUACUACAAUCUGAUUUUUAGCUCCACUGGCCGAAGGCCAUGGAGCUUAUGUCGUCACAGAUUGUCCGUCGUGAGUGCGAAACUUGAUAGAAUUGUUCCUUGGGUGGUCCUUAACCAAAAUUGCUCAAAUGGUUCCGGUCCGCUGCACAACAUGGCUGCCAGGGCAAAAAAAUAGAAAAACCUUUAAAGAACAUCUUCUCAGAAACCGAUGAUCAGAUUUUGAUGAAACUUAACAGAAAUGUUCCUUGGAUGGUCCUUUAUCAAAUUGUGUCAAUGGUUUCGGUCCACUGCACAAGAUGGCCCCCAGAGGUAAAAAUAGAAAAACCUUUAAAUGACUUCUCCUCAGAAACCGAUGAUCGUAUUGCAAUGAAACUUGACAGAAAUGUUACUUGGGUAGUCCUUAACCAAAAUAGCCCAAACAGUUCUGGUCUGCUGCACAACAUGGGCACCAGAGCUAAGAAUAGAAAAAAAAUGUUAAACUACAUCUUCUCAGAAACCGAUUAUCAGAUUUUGAUGAAACUUGACAUAAAUGUUCAUCUGGAUGCCCUUUAACCAAAAUUGCCCAAAUGGUUCCGGUCCGCUGCACAACAUGGCUGCGAGAGUUAAAAAUAGAAAAACCAUUAAGGACUUCUCGUCCGCAGUCUUCACGAAAAACAUUUUAACCUACUAGCCAGUUGGACUAGCAUAAUGGCAUAUUUUACUAGUCCGAAUGACAAUCUAGUAGUCCGACUAUUUUGCCACAUUAUAAAACUGUAUGCUUGAGGUAAAUACCUAUUUCAAUUGAGCAGCUUGCAGUUUGAGUAAACAUUUCUUUAUUAUGAUGCUCAUGCAGUGAUAGGGAGUGACAUCCUUCUGUUGGGAAUAGUGCUCCUUGUUUUUCAGAACCUAUGGGUACUAUGUAAAAACAAAAGGCAUCUUGCUUGAAUAGACUGUAAUAAUAUCAACAUGGUUAGAAAAGAAAUGCCAUGCUUUAAUAGCUUUGAUUACAUUUUACUACUGAAUUACCUCCCUUUAAUAGAAAAAAAAAUAAUGUCUUAAUUUUUCACGUAUAGCAUCUUUAAAUAAUUUUUAAACAAUAAUAAUUUAUGAGUAAACAUAUAAGCAUAAAGUUCUCACAAAAAGAUCAAUUUAAAAACCUUACAUUUAUACAUAGGAAAGUAUAUAUAGACUGAACAUUAAUUUUCGUUUAAGUGACAUUCUGAAAGUUUAUGAAACAGCUAUUUUUAGUAACUUAAAUGGCCGAAAAGUGUAAGUGAAGCACCAAGUCGAUUCUAUCUCGUCAGUUCUUGUUCAGGUUAGAUAUUUGCUUCAUAAUCUAUUCAGAUUAAAUGUUAACCGAUGAUCAGAUUUUGAUGAAACUUGACAGAAAUGUUCCUUGGGUGGUCAUUAACCAAAAUUUGUUAAAUGGUUCCAGUCCACUGCACACCAUGGCUGCCAGAGCUAAAAAAUAAAAAAAACAUUAUACGACUUGUCGUCGAAACCGAUGACCUUUUUUCGAUAAAACUUGACAGAAAUGUUUGUUUGGUGCUCCUUUACUCAAAUUGCCCAAAUCAUUUCGGUCCACUGCACAACAUGGCAGCCAGAGCUAUUAAAGUAAAAUUUUUUUUAAAUAACUUCUCCUCAAAAAUUGAUGAUUGUAUUUCUAUGAAACUUGACGAAAAUGUUCGUUAGGUGGUCUUUGCUUGAACCUUUUGGCCAGUGGAGCACAGGCACUGAUGUGCCUCUUGUUUGUCAGCAAUCUUAAAUCAUUGGUUUGAAGAUGUUUACGCAAAAAAUAAUUCAAAAAAUAAAAAAGUUGUCGAAAUGAUAUAUCUGUGUGAGUGCAGCUUUAAAUAUUGAUGGCUAUUGAACCAGUAGCCACAUUUUCAUUAUUUCAUAGCUUUGUAUUGAGGGACAUAUCAAUCACAUGUUGGUUUUGUUGGAGCCAUUGGUAAUGUAAAUUUGUUAAAAAUAUUUAUCAUUUUAUUUUAUAAAAAGAAACAAUUCAAGAUAAAUGUGUUCAUUUCAUUUCUUUUUAGAACCAUAUUUGUUGAUCCCUUUUGAAGACCUCCAUUGAUUUUUAGAUCAACAUAUCAAAAUUCAAGGUGACUAGGUUACCAGAUUUACAGCACUCAUGGUAGUCUUUCAAAACAAUUUGAAUUUAUUAUACCCCCACAAACGAAGUUUGAGGGGGUAUAUAGGAGUGAGCUUGCGGGUCGGUCGGUCGGUCGGUCUGUCGGUUUUCAUGGUUUCCGGACGAUAACUCAUGAAAGGCUAGACAGAUUUGAAAAAUUUUUGGUACACAGGUGUAACAUCAGAAGAUACAGGUCAAGUUCGAUAUUGGGGCUGUUGGGGCCAAGGUCAAGGUCACUGUUACUAAAAAUAGAAAAACGGUUUCCGGACGAUAACUCAUGAAAGGCUUGACAUAUUUGAAAAAAUUUUGGUACACAGGUGUAACAUCAGAAGAUACAGGUCAAGUUCGAUAUUGGGGCUGGUGGGGCCAAGGUCAAGGUCACUGUUACUAAAAAAAGAAAAACGGUUUCCGGACGAUAACUCAUGAAAGGCUAGACGGAUUUGUACAAUUUUUGGUACACAGGUGUAACAUCAGAAGAUACAGAUCAAGUUAGUGAGCAGGUCGGUCGGUCGGUCGGUCGGUCUGUCGGUCGGUCUGUUUUCAUGGUUUCCGGACGAUAACUCAUGAAAGGCUAGACAGAUUUGAACAUUUUUUGGUACACAGGUGUAACAUCAGAAGAUACAGGUCAAGUUCGAUAAAUCCUUCAAAAACUAAAUGAGCAAAUAUUUACCUUAAAAGUAAUUGACACUUGGAAAGAUGAACAAACAAAACAAAUCCAGCAUGCUUCAUUUGAACCAGAUGCCAGUGGAAUACCAGCAGAACUUAAGUACGGCAUAUUUGCCACAGUCCCGGGAUUUAUUCCCAGGUGGAUAAGGAUGCAUUCAAGCCCAAAUAUGUACUCGUAAAAUUUGAUGAUGAUCGUGUUGGAAGAAAAGCUCGUGAAUGCUCUAGAUGUCUUAUUCCAGAAGAGAUCAGCUAGAGCAUCAGCUAGUUUUUCUUGUCAGCAUUGUAACUUCUAAAUUACUCAACAGAUUUAAAUAAAACAAUACAUGCAUGAUAAAAGAAGAUGCAGUGUGCAGUAACCUUGGAGUUAUGGCCUCUUUCAAAGGAAUGGUUUGCCAUUCCUGUGUCCAGGCGGCAUUUGGGGGUAUUCGUCACUCCUGUGACAGCUCUAGUUUACAAUGAUAUUAUAAAAUAUAAACUGGCAUUACCCAUAUUCUUUAAACAGUUAACUAUUUCACUAUUCCUUAAGAGGACGCAUACAUGUUUUACCGCAAACUAUAACUCAUUAGCUCCUACAAGAACACAUUGACUGGGUCAAUAACUCGACUUACUAUACUCAAACUUACACGAGAUGUUGGUCAUAACCUCAAAUAACCCCAUUGACUUUUAUAUGAACGGCUAACUUGCUCUCAUAAGAGGCACAAAUUUUUUACAAACAUUUCUUGUUAUCCUUAUAUACAUCUUUAUUCUAUAACCACAUACUGGUGAGAUAUUGAUUGUGUUGUAUCUGUGUGUGGUUAUAGAUGUUGAUGAUAAUGAUUGCAUGUGUAUGUUGUUAUAUUUAUUAAUUUUGUAAGAUGUUGAUGGUUAUUUAUUUAAGUUUAAUGUUAUUGAUGUAAAUUUUUUGAUGUUAUAGAUGUUAAUGGUGGUUAUUUAUGUAUAAUAUCAUUGAUGUUAAUUGUUUGAUGUUAUAUACCGUAUAUGUUAACUUAUUUACUUGUGUAUCAUGUUAUAGAUGUUGAUUAUAUGCUUUAUGAUGUUAUAGAUGUUGAUUAUAUGCUGUAUGAUGUUAUAGAUGUUGAUUAUAUGCUGUAUGAUGUUAUAGAUGUUGAUUAUGUUAUGUAUGAUGUUAUAGCCGUAGAUUAUAUGAUGUUAUAGAUGUUGAUUAUAUGCUGUAUGAUGUUACAGGUGUUGAUUAUAUGCUGUAUGUUGUUAUAGAUGUUGAUUAUGUGAUGUAUGAUGCUAUAGAUAUUAUUGAUGUAUAUCUGUGUAUGAUUUUAUGGUGGUUAUUUGUUGAUGAUGCUAUAGAUCUUCAUAAUGUCAUAAUGAUUUAUUCUAAUCUAUUGAUUUUUAAUGUAUCAUAAUAUGAUCAUUUAGUUAGAAUAUAUGAAUGGUAUAUGAAUAAAAUCAACCAAUACAGAGACUAAUUGUUGAUUGUUUAUAAAGAAGGGAUAUGUUUUCAAUGAUCUAUUACUAUUACUAAGCUUACUCAAUAUUCACCUGGUUAUACAUGAUACAGUAGCUAAAAUGUUAACAUAAGAAUAUAUCGUUAUACUUGAAAAUAUAUUCCAGCAUCUAAUCAGGCUAUUCAAUUGAAUACAAAAUGUUCUACUUAUCUUUGGAAUAAAACAUGGAAACGCAA